AUGGAAGGGAUGUUAACAUGGUUCUCUGAAAUUGCAUUAUCUGAGAAGGGAAUGUCGGCGGCGGAGAGGGAAAGAAGGGAGCGACAACGUUUUAGCGGAACGAAGGGACAACGGCCGGAGGAGAAGGGAGCGAUGGAAGAGGUGUCCGGCAAAAAAGAGAUCUUUUUCUUCAUGGCCAGUGCUGUCAUCACCUUGGAGAGCUCGGAUGGGAUGCUGUUCACGGUGUCGGAGGAGGCGGCACGGUUGUCCGUGCCCCUCGCCGACAUGAUCGACCAGGGCUGCGCCGGAGGCAUCAUCCAGCUACCCGACGUGGACGCCAGGGCCCUCGCCACGGUAAUCGAGUACUGCAACAAGCACGCCGACGCCGCCUCUGCCAACAGCCGCGUCGAUGAGGGUAGCAGCAGCUGCAACUCCGAGGCAUCCGUGGAGGCGCUGAUGGAGUGGGACCGCAAGCUCGUCGACGGCCUCAGCCAGGACGCCCUCUGCGACGUCAUCAUCGCCGCUAAGUUCCUCCACAUCAAGGGGCUCUUCGACGCUGCCUGCCAGAAGGUCGCCGUCGUGGACCAGAUAGAGGAGGAAGACGCGUGCACUUGGUUCUCUGGACUUACUCCCUUUUCUGAGAAGGGGACGGCGGCAGCGGAGGGGGCAAGAACCAAUGGUCAACGGCCGGAGAAGAAGGGGACGAUGGGAGAGGAGGCGGAGCAGGUUGCUGGCGAAAACGACACAUUUUUCUUCGGGGCCAGCGGAAAAAUCAUCACCUUAAAGAGCUCGGAUGGGAUGCUGUUCAAGGUGUCGGAGGCCGCAGCACGGCUGUCCGUGCUCCUCGCCGACAUGAUCGACCAGGGCUGCGCCAAAGGCAUCAUCCAGCUACCCAAUGUGGACGCCAGGGCCCUCGCCACGGUGAUCGAAUACUGCAAUGAGCACGCCGACGCCACCGCCACCGCCAAUCCCGACGCCAACCACGGCGUCGCUGAGGGCAGCAGUAGCUGCAACUCUGAGGCAUCCGGUGAGGCGCUGAAGGAGUGGGACCGCAAGCUCGUCGACGGCCUCAGCCAGGACGCCCUCUACGACCUCAUCAUGGCCACCAACUUCCUCCACAUCAAGGGACUCCUCGACGCUGCCUGCCAGAAGGUCGCCGACAUGAUCAAGGGCAAGAGCGUGGAGCAGACGCGAAAGAUGUUCGGCAUCGCCACCGACUUCACCGAGGAGGAGGAGGAACUGCGUAAAGAGAGUCCAUGGGCCUUCGAGGAGUAG
Triticum turgidum subsp. durum (durum wheat) is the source of this 1254-nucleotide messenger RNA. Lineage: Eukaryota; Viridiplantae; Streptophyta; Magnoliopsida; Poales; Poaceae. The record is from the annotation of a GenBank genome assembly.